UUUGUUUUAUAAACCCAGGGCCGUUCCUACCGUCUACCGUUUGUAGAACUCCUGUCUCAUCAGCAUCCAGCUACAAUAACCUUUCCUACACCGUAUCAACAACUCAUACACCAUCCACCACCACCAACAUCAGCCUCAUCUUUUUAAGACUACCACCACUCUCAUAAAAAUUUUUGUUAAAACACACAUUUCCAGAAACACUAAGGCAUUUGGAAAACCUUGCCUAUUUCAAUCCGUCGACGUUUUCGAGCCCCUUUCACAAUAACCUCAAUUUCGACUUAAAACCGCACUCAUGAGUCCCUCCACAAUGCCCGCUCGCCAGGACGCCUACUCCGUCUCCAUUCCCGUCUCCCCUCCUCCUCCAUCAGAUAUCUCUACCUACAUGCGCUCGAUGCAUCAGCACACCAAGCGACAGAUGGAGGCUGCCAACCGUUCAUCGACGCGGAGGUCCGGUGGGCGCACUAGCUACCCCCGUGUGAACGGUCACAACAACGAGUCUUCCAGUCCCGAUUACAGCUCAUAAUCUGUUAUCCGAACAGUAUGAACAUCAAUACCGGGCUGGUGAUUCACUGGUCCAUGCCUCACAUGUCAUUUAUAGAUGACUGGCACACUUUUUUCAGCGAUUGGCGUGGUGAAGAGUUGAACGACGCUGCAAACUGGCACAUCUGUUCUAAGGCAAUGUGUGCACGCGUCCGAAACAUCUUGGUAUAGCGAUCUGGGUAACAUAGCAUCACAUGGCGUGAGCAAUUUUUUAUAUGGGAUUGUUGGUUGGUUUUUUUACUUUUAUUUUUUACUUGUGGGCAUUGGUCUGCAAGGCGUUCGGGGUUUGGGACUAGCGGGUGUUGCAAGGCUUGAGGGAAAAGUUAAGCUUGCAACGUCCAUGAGUUAUGACAAGAUCGAAUGAUAAUUCGAACCGUUCAAUCGCUA
Colletotrichum navitas is the source of this 927-nucleotide messenger RNA. RefSeq lists its product as uncharacterized. Lineage: Eukaryota; Fungi; Ascomycota; Sordariomycetes; Glomerellales; Glomerellaceae. The record is from RefSeq and is a predicted model, not a curated record. Bases 293 to 523 code for a protein of 76 amino acids. The transcript has a single exon.